Messenger RNA from Alligator sinensis (Chinese alligator), 3637 nucleotides. RefSeq names its product sorting nexin 9 (gene SNX9). Lineage: Eukaryota; Metazoa; Chordata; Crocodylia; Alligatoridae. The transcript is spliced from 20 exons. Gene Ontology annotation, molecular function: phosphatidylinositol binding; protein binding. Gene Ontology annotation, biological process: mitotic cytokinesis; endosomal transport; cleavage furrow formation. The record is from RefSeq and is a predicted model, not a curated record. Gene Ontology annotation, cellular component: plasma membrane; cytoplasmic vesicle. Bases 16 to 1926 code for a protein of 636 amino acids.
GCCUGAAAUGAACAUAUGGAGAGGGUUUUGGCUCGAGUUCUGUAUGACUUUGCUGCUGCACCUGGAAACAAUGAGCUGACAGUUAAUGAAGGGGAGAUAGUUGUUAUUACAAACCCGGAUGUAGGUGGAGGCUGGCUGGAAGCAAAAAAUAGCCAAGGAGAGAGAGGACUUGUACCAACAGAUUAUGUUGAAAUUCUUCUUGAAAGUGCAAAAGAUGGAUUUACUUGUGGCAAUUCAACAGCUGACCAAGCCUUUUUUGAUUCCCUUUCCUCAAACACAGCUCAAGUCAAUUCCGCUGAUAAAAGCAAUAACCAGGUGGAAUCUUUGGCACCUGCCACUCCAACUUGUAAUCAGGAAAGCCUUAGCCAGUCACCUCCUUUAACUCCUACUACAAGAAAGGUUACCAAUGCCAAUGACCCCUGGUCAAACUGGAACGCUGGGAAAUCUGGAAACUGGGACAGUGCAAACUCUGGUGACAGCUGGGCAACCAAACCUGAAAGUGCAGCUGGACAGAAAAACAGUGCUUCAAACAACUGGGAGGCAGCAGGAGCAUUUGGUCACCCACAGGCUUAUCAAGGUCCAGAAUCUCCUGAAGAAUUAUCAGCAGCUGCUGACGAUGAUGAUUGGGAUGAUGACUGGGAUGACCCCAAAUCCACUUCACCACAGUAUCUUGGUUAUAAGGAAUCUGAGCCUUCUGAGGCAGGGGGCCCUCAGCGUGGAAAUACUCGGGGAGCUGCCAUGAAACUACCACUUAACAAAUUCCCUGGAUUUGCAAAACCUGGCAUGGAACAAUAUCUGUUAGCAAAGCAGCUAGUGAAACCCAAAGAGAAAAUUUCCAUAAUUGUUGGUGAUUAUGGCCCAAUGUGGGUUUAUCCUACCUCCUCAUUUGACUGUGUGGUGGCAGAUCCCAAAAAAGGUUCCAAAAUGUAUGGGUUGAAAAGCUACAUUGAAUAUCAGCUCACGUGUACUAACACAAAUCGAUCAGUCAACCACAGAUAUAAACACUUUGACUGGUUAUACGAGCGUCUCCUAGUUAAAUUUGGAUUAGCCAUUCCAAUCCCAUCUCUUCCAGACAAGCAAGUAACAGGGCGUUUUGAAGAAGAAUUUAUCAAAAUGCGCAUGGAGAGGCUCCAGGCUUGGAUGAGUAGGAUGUGUCGUCAUCCAGUUGUUUCAGAAAGCGAAGUUUUUCAGCAGUUCCUUAAUUUUCGGGAUGAGAAGGAAUGGAAAACUGGAAAGAGGAAAGCAGAAAAAGAUGAGAUUGUAGGACUUAUGGUAUUCUCUACUAUGGAACCAGAAGCUCCUGACUUGGACAUGAUAGAAAUAGAACAGAAAUGUGAUGCAGUUGGUAGGUUCACCAAAUCCAUGGAUGAUGGAGUUAAAGAGUUGCUGACGGUGGGACAAGAACACUGGAAGCGUUGUACAGGACCAUUACCUAAGGAAUAUCAGAAGAUAGGAAAAGCCUUGCAGAGCCUGGCACUGGUUUUCAGCACCAGUGGCUAUCAAGGAGAAUCUGAUCUCAAUGAAGCAAUAACAGAAGCAGGAAAAACAUAUGAAGAAAUUGCCAAUCUUGUGGCAGAACAGCCAAGGAAGGAUCUCCAUUUUCUGAUGGAAACAAAUCAUGAAUACAAAGGGUUUCUUGGUUGCUUUCCUGACAUUAUAGGAGCUCACAAGGGAGUAAUAGAAAAAGUGAAGGAAAGUGACAAAUUAGUCGCGACCAGUAAAAUCACACCACAAGACAAACAGAACAUGGUGAAGCGUGUAAGCACCAUGGCUUAUGCACUACAAGCUGAGAUGAAUCACUUCCAUAGUAACCGGAUUUAUGACUACAAUAGUGUGAUCCGCCUCUACCUGGAGCAGCAGGCACAGUUUUAUGAAACGAUUGCACAAAAGCUGAGGCAGGCACUCGGCCGUUUUCCAGUGAUGUAGGAAUAAGCAGGGGUGGAUGAUGAAGAACCUUCCGAAGUGCUUUUUCUGGUUUUGGGGGGCAACACCAAUAAAAGCUUGAUAGUCUUUGCCAUCCCAAGCAAACAAUCUGAGUUGCAAAAAAAGUGAAAACUUUAACAUGUUUACUUCAUCAGCCUAAAUGCAUCUGAAGCUUAGGUUAUUUUUACCUUGAAUGCCUUCCCUCAAAGCCUUCUUGUGCUGGAAGGUGCUGUCACGUUUAGGAAUUGAUAUUGUCAAACUAGUCUGUUGCCAUGGACUACAUUCAGACUUGCAGGUUAUCAUAAGUUCUUCCAAUUUAUUCUUACUCAGUGUCAGAUGAUUAGGUAUUUUAAAAACAGGCAAGCAGAUAAGGCUGAAAAGUGACCUAAUAAAAACCUGCCCUUUGGUAUUUUUUUCCAGCUACUAAGUAAAGUCUAUAUAUGUUUUACAGCUACACAUUCAAGAUAACCUCUUGAAUGUUCUGUUCAGUGAUCUUUUUAAUCAUAGGUGCAGCAUAUAAUCGGUGGCAUGCAGUUUCCAUAACUGGCAAAAUGAUAGUUCACUCCCUUUCCCAUAAUCACUUAAUAUUCUGUUCUUGUGGCACAAAGCUUCAGAGUUUGAGAGUGUUUAGUGCUCUCUCUUUCUCACUUCCGGGUCAAGCACUGUGCAAGAAAACUUUAAUUAAGGAAAGAGCCAUUCCAGGAAGCUGGAAAAAUCUUCUUUAAUACCAGCAUUCUGACACCCCCUCAAAUAUUAUGCAGCCAUACACUGGUGCUUCUCAGUGCCAUGUAAUGGCCAUCUUCCCUCUUUGCCCUCUCAGGAGUCUAAGGGUAUUGGCAAAGUAUCACUUCUGACCCAGGGUGGUAGACAGCCCAAAAUUACUGCCAACUCAGGUCUUCACAUAGUAGCAUGAAGUGCUACUUGCUCCAUUUCAGCUUUAAUAAAAGGAAACCUAAUUUAAUCUGUAGCAGCUAAAAGGAAGAGUUUCUUGUGUAAACUAAAAAGUGACCUUUGAGGUGUUGAAUAAAAUUGGAAUUUGUGUGGCAAAUAAUUUAUUAAAAAUAGGACUGUAGUUGUAAAUGACGUAUAGUGUUCAGAGCACAGAAGUGGUUGCAUGAAGUCAUUUUUCUUGACUGCCAAAAUGCUACUAAAAGUCUGGACUUUAGGAAAAACAGCUUGGUGUGGUUACCAGAUGGUAAUUCACGUAAUGCCACAAACAAGCAAGGAUGCCAAAACACAGCUUUUGUUAAAAUUUUCCCUUAAAUUAUUCCUUAAAUUGUUUAUGUUAAUUUUACCCACAAAGCCAUUCUAAGUGACGGGUACAUUACGUUGAUUCUAUAGUUGCCUUACUUUAUUGUGCAUUGCUGUUUCUGUGUCCUUACAUUUUUCUUUUUUUUUUUUUUUUUAAAUAAAGAAAAAUCUGGGUCUGUCUAAUAUAAAACCAAAAGAAAAAAAAAAAAGCUAGGUCUGAGUCCAGAUACUUGUCAUAGGUUUAUUUCUUAUUUUAUAAACUCUGUUUUCCCUGCUAAUUUAGUUCUCUUCCAAAUUCCAUAGAGCAGUGUUGUGGUACAGCCAUUUAAAUAUGUACAAAUUGUAAAGAAUGUGUAUAAAUAUUUUACACCAAAUGUAAGAUCUUGCCUGCAUGUCGAAGCAGCUUAUAAAAUAAAUUGUUACCGUGUGUACAGUAAAUUCUGAAAGCACUUUUUCAAGCCAA